ACAUUCCGAAUCUGGACAGAAGACGCGCGUUGUCCCGGACAGAGACACCUUGGCCGAGGUGAUCCCACAGAAGGCCACCAUAGCGGGCCCGUUGGCAUCAACGCGGUGGUGGUGUGUGCAGCACCGCUGCAUCGCGCAACCUUGGCCUGCUCGAUCGAGCACACGACACACACACACACGCCCAACCCUCUCGGUGCAACCAACCAACGCCCAAUACUCCUGAGCGCGACUGGAGAGACUAGUGGCAACCAUUGGGGGCUGCACCAGUAGCGACAAGGGCUCGGGCCCUGCCGGGACCAAGAUUCCGGCGAGAACAUCAGCAGUGACUCCGUGCCAAGUGGCUCCCGAUCCCGGGAAAUUUGACACGGCGCUCAGUCUACCUCAAGACAAGGAAGGAGAACUCCGCGCAACCGUCGAGCCCCCACAACAAAGCGCAUCCGUGGGCGACGACUCUUUGGUUCAAAAUCACCCACCAGCGGAAGCGGCAACGGCAACGGUAAGAGCGGCGGAAGCGCAAGCGCUCAACGUCGAUUCUUCUCCCGAGCAAAUCAACCUCAGCACAGCGAGUAGCGAAGAUCCCCGAUCUGCUACCCCUGUUCCGAAAGAGGAGGGAAAGGCGUCGAGUCAGCAGCCGGACGGCAACAUGGAGAAGGCGGGUGACGGAGACAAGAAAGCGUCCGAGAAGUCCAGCGACCAAGGGAGUUCGGCAAAUCUCGUAGGAGUGCAGCUAGGAGUGCCGGAUGACACGGAGGUCAUUGAUUGGGCCGCGGCCGUCGAUCAGUGUUCGGGAGACGUUUCUUUCCUUGAGGAACUGCUUGUGGACCUGUGGAACGAGUCCAACGCGCAUAUGGAGCAACUUAGGGAAUUCAUCCCUCGCGGUGCAAUGCGUGACACACAACAUGAAGCUCAUUCGAUCAAGGGUGCGGCCGCGAAUCUUAUGUGCCAUCGCUUGCGCCUUUCCGCAUUAUACCUGGAGAGGGCAGGCCAAGUUGGCACCAGGCUACAGGAAGGUUCAAGCGACUUUAACUCUGUGAAAGAGGACCUCAAGAAGGGCCAGCAAGUACUCGAGAGGGAGCUCAGUUUAUUUCAAGACCUGCUCAAGAAAAAAAAGCUAGUCUGACUAGGGGGUGGGGGACGGGGAAACUCGCUCUAUCGUCGAGGCCGUGUUUGGCGCCGCGGUAUGCAGGCGACAUAUUUUGGCUGCGGGUGGUUGGUUGCGUCGUCGCGACUUGCGCGUGUGCUCUCCGUUCAAGUGAAGGUUUCGGGUCAUGAAAUGGGCCUUACUCCCUUCGACCGUCCGCAAGUGGCGUUGUGCUGUGUGACGUAUGGCAUGAUGACUUCAUGGUUGCAAAAUUCAUCUCGGGUAGGGUGAGUUGGAGCCGAAGGUUUAUUUACACUUGGCACUAUGCACGCUCUCCUUGGUCUAGUAUCGCGGGGGUACCGAUACCGAGGCAAGCGUGAGUGUUAGACUAUUGAAGGUGCGCCGGCUCGCGUAGUUUUUUUCUGUUGGUCGCCCGUUGUCGGUGGCGUCUCCUUUGCUCAAGCGGAAGUCUCUUCACAUUGGACCUACGUGGCCACGCCUUGUAGAAGGCCACAUGUUCCGUACCAUAAUAUAUUUCAACAUGUUGGCCAUGGCAUGUGAUGUAAAGGCUUUUGCAGUCACCUAUGUAGCUGCGUAUUAUAGGCGAGAUACAACACAGGCGUUGGACGAUACACUAGGCGAGUCUCUGUUCUUCCUUUGUGGUGGUGAUUUUUUUGUUUUACGUUCUGUCUUUGCCAUGGGUAGGUAAGUUUGACUGCGGUGAACGAACCCAAUAUUAUAGUCGAAUGCUUUUUAUCUC
Messenger RNA from Ectocarpus siliculosus, 1841 nucleotides. NCBI's taxonomy places the organism in Eukaryota, Phaeophyceae, Ectocarpales, Ectocarpaceae. The record is from the annotation of a GenBank genome assembly.